Molecule: messenger RNA, 901 nt
Organism: Olea europaea var. sylvestris
Lineage: Eukaryota; Viridiplantae; Streptophyta; Magnoliopsida; Lamiales; Oleaceae
Product: mitochondrial fission 1 protein A-like
Exons: 5
Coding region: 158-901 (247 amino acids)
Biological process (GO): peroxisome fission; mitochondrial fission; autophagy of mitochondrion
Cellular component (GO): peroxisomal membrane; mitochondrial outer membrane
Molecular function (GO): protein binding
Source: RefSeq, a predicted model, not a curated record
UGUAGGUGUUUGAUGGACCGUGACCCGAAGGACUGGAAAUAUGACGUGGGAAUAUGGGCGGGUAAAAUGACCAAUUUCAUGUAUUUCCUCGAAUAAAAGUCAGAAAUAAAGGUUCAAUUUCCAUUUCUUUGAUUCAUUUUCAUUAAUUUGAUUCAUAAUGGAGGCGAAGGUUUCUCAGUUCUUCGAGUCCGUCACCAAUUUCUUCAGCGGUGGCGACCACAUCCCUUGGUCCACUCCUGACGUGAUUCUCGGCUGUGAGAGAGAAGUUGCAGAAGCUUCAAAAGAUAAUUCUGAUGAAAGGAAGAGUGAAAGCAUUAUGCGCAUGUCCUCUAAUUUAUACAGAUUAUGUAAUCAUUGUCUACCUAGAUAUUUUCAAAUUCAAAAACCAAGGAUGAAGCCAGUCCUUGAAAGAUUUUUCAUAGCUUCAAAAAUCACAUCAUCCAUCUUCUUGCUGGCAGAUGAUAAUUUUUCUCAGACACCACCAUUGAUUAAUCCAUUUAAUAUUUGGCUUCUAGCAUCCAGUUUAAGAGUAUAUCAAAGAAUUAACCAGAAAACAUUCCGUUUGCCGACAGCUUCUCUAGCCAACGAUAAUAGUCCAUUGCAAAAGAGAGAGAAGCUCUACCUGCUUGCUGUUGGAUAUUACAGAAGCAGUGAAUAUUCAAGGUGCCGGGAGCUCCUUGACCAAUGUUUGGAGAUUGCACCUGAUUGGAGACAAGCCAUGACCCUGAAGAAGACAGUUGAAGAUCGAAUAACUAAAGGUAAUAACAACCCGAAUUGUUGUUCAAAGCUUCUGUAUUUUUCGGUUUUUAGCUCAAACAUCAAACAACACAAAGUCCUACAGAAGAUAGAAAUACAUUUCUCUUCUUCCGCUUCGAGGACUACCACAGGCCACACCUCCUAG